CCUAAUACAAACACCACGCUCUCUCCAUUUUAAAGAAGUUAGAAGAAAUUACCAAGUUGUAUUUUCUAAUUUAAUGGCUGACGAAGAAGUACCAGGUGAAGAAAAUGGAGAGGAGGAACAAGUUGCUGAAGAAGCUGCCCCUGAGGAGGCAGAAGAGGAAUCCGUCGAGGACGAAUCACAACUUACAGAAUACGAUCCGGACGACUUUGUAUCUGGUGCUGUAAAUAGUUUGGACUCAACUAUACCACUCGAUCUAUUCGAGUUUGAAUAUUCGUAUGGCUACGAUUGCAAGAAAUACUUUAAUCUCUGCGCUUGUGACGAUGCUGUUGUAUGCUGGGCCGCCGGUAGUAUCGUUACGUUCAUGGACGUGAACACUAAACAGUUAUGGUUUCGACGGAGUACCACGGGGGGAUCAGUUGGAGCUGUCACGUCUUAUAGGAAAGAUCCAAAUUAUCGAAUAGUUAUAGCCGAAGGAAAAGAAGGUGAACGAGAUCCCAUAAUACUGCUUUACACUUGGCCUCAAAUGGAUAUCGAUGCUGUUCUUAGAGACGGAACCACUAACGCUUACUCUGUCCUUGAUUUUAGUCCAGAUGGCGAGCUUUUAGCUUCUGUGGGGAAGGAACCUGACUAUAAUUUAACUAUUUGGAACUGGAAACGUCACACCAUUCUCUUACGCACGAGCGCAUUUACCUUUGAUGUGAAUACCGUUAUGUUCUCGCCGUACUGCCAUGGGCAACUUACUACAGCUGGAGCGGCUCAUAUAAAAAUGUGGAAAAUGGCAAGCACUUUUACAGGUCUUAAACUAAUAGGAGAACUUGGAAGGUUUGGUAAAACAGAGAUUUGUGAUGUACUGGGUGUAUACCCCAUGCCAGACGAAAAAGUGUUGUCCGGUUGUGAAUGGGGAAAUAUUCUAGUAUGGGAAGCUGGACUUGUCAAAUUGGAAGUGACUCAACGUGGAAGAAAAACGUGCCAUAAAGCUCCCAUUAUUCAAUUUAUGCUAAGUCCAGCUGGCGAUGAAGUAACAACGAUUGGACGGGAUGGUUACGUUCGAGCUUGGUAUUGGGAUACAGUGGAACAGGCAGAUCCUCCUGAAGAUGAUCCUUACGUGGAACUCAAUCCAGUCGCCGAAACUAUCGUACCAGGCUGUCAAAUUAUGUGCUUAAAACAUCAAAAGGACAUGUAUUGGUAUGCUCAAGAUGGAAAUGGUGGAAUUUGGACUGUCGAACUAGACAUAGAUAAAUUAGAAUGUAAUCAUCGCAAAAUAAUGACAUUUCACGCUGGCAGCGUCGUGGCAAUAGUGGCAUUACGCACACAUCCUAUUAUCAUCACGGCGGGGGAAGACGGAGCUUUACAUGCUUAUAACUCUGAAACUCAUAUUCUACUGGCCAGGUACCAGUUUCAAGCUGCCGUGACCUGCUUGCUGUAUCCUCCAAUAGAUGUUGAUAGUACCUCUCGUGUUAUACUAGUAGGCUUUGCGGAUGGAAUCAUGAGAACUCUAUUGGUACACCCCGAAAGACUUCAAGCUCAAUCAUCUUUAAUAGAAAUCCGCGUGCAUUCUGCACUUACUAUUCACAGCGAGGAUUCCGUAAACGCUGAUGUCAUGGAUUUGAUAUCGUUACUGAAACCUCAUUCAAAAGCCAUUACUCAAAUAACAGUAAAUGAACAUCGUACACUUCUAGUAACAUGCGGCGAAGACUGCACGAUAUUUAUGUAUCAAUUAGAAUUGGGCACACUAUUUACUCUGCAUAGAUUGGGCUUUAUACAGACGCCAAAUAAUGUGGCUUUUAUGACCUGGAAACCUAAUGAAGAGCGUGUUCUACUUCUUUGUGGUCAAGUCGGUGUUAUUAUUGAAGCAGUAUUGCCAGAUCUUCCUGUUUGUAAAUACAAUGACAUCACCACAUUUAAACAAGAAUUCGUCCAUUUUGAAGAGAUUCUCGUCAAAAAAUAUUAUAUGCGCAAUAGACCAUUUCCGACGGAAGAAGAUCUUGCUAGUAUUGAUGAAGAAGCCUUAAAAGCUCAAGGAGAAGCUGAAAAAGAAAAAGAUGACGAAGAAGACGUGUGGAUCGGAGAAAUACAACUAGAAGAAGCUGAGAAUACACCUGGAACUACGAUAACAUGGGCGGAAUACUGUGAAGAAGGCAUAUGGGUGGUUCAACAAGGUACGGGGGCGUUGCUGUUAGUCAAACCAAAACAUAAUAAGAUACUUAAAUAUGGACCCUUUCCUGGGGCAUGGCAUGAAGAUAUCACAGCUUUAAAAUUUGUAAAUGAAGGCCGCUACUUAGUGGUCGGGACAAACUCUGGCUAUAUCCGCGUACUCCGAAUGCCAUCUGACGAUGAAGAUACUCCCGAACAUCAUUAUAUGACAUGGAUGAUGGCCCAACAGAAACUACUGAAAAAACUAAAAGGAAGACGUCUUGCGAAAGAAGAGAAACAACCAACUCCGCGUAUUGAUUUUGAUGACAACUAUUACCUUCCAAUGCACGACCGUUACACGGGUGCUAUAACAUGUCUUGAAUUUAGUUUUGAUGGCAAGCAUUUGUACACAAGUGGAUCGGAUGGUAAUAUAUUUUCGUAUGUUGUAAAUUUCACAGAACCAUUGCUACCAACACCGCAUUUGUCCCAACUAAAAGAACUGCCAAAAGUUGAAAAAGUCAAAGAACCAAGUACUGUUGAUGGUGAACUUAUGUCUCACGAGCAACUUAAACUGAAAGAAGAAUAUGACAAAAUGAUUUCUAUAGCGAACGCACAUAAGAAACGUGUGCGUGAUCAACUGGCGGAACUAACCAUUGAAUAUACAAAAUUGAUAAAAGCAAAUCGACAGUUGCCGUGCUCUCAGCAAAUCGACGUGACACUCGAUCCUCGGCCUCUCCUCGUGCAGGAGAAAGAGUUGGAGGAAAUGAAAGAUCUCACUCGCCGCAAAUUGGCCCAACAGCUAGAAGCUUCUGAUUUAGCUUUACAAAAAAUGCACUCCCGAAACAUUAUUCAGCUUGACGUCUUCCCCUUUACUUUGAAAGCAAUCAGGGAUUCCGAAAUAAUGAUAAGGCCUUUACGACAGAAGAACCUGUCAAAAGCAUUUUAUGAUCAGCUUGCAGAAGUUCACCAGAAAAUGGCAGAAGCAUCACAACGAGGAAGACGUACUGAGUCAUCGACCUUAAAGGCGGCCGCAAAAAAAAUGUCCUGGGGUCCCCCUCGCGUUGCUUCAUUCUUACUUGGAUUACCGCCAAAUCCGCCUCACCCCUUGAAAAAGGCUUUACGCAACUAUUAUCAAAGGAUAAAUCGGCACCAUAUACAAUUCGUUGAGUGGCAAGAACAUUUAUCCCGCAAACCAGACCCAAACGCUAUGCCGCCAGGCGCUGCAGAGGCACUUAAAGAAGCUGAAGACACUAUUGGCAAUCGUGUUCUUAAAACUGAUCCGGAUUACGUUGCAUCGCAUGGACACAAUACGCAGCUUCGGAUUUGUUUGACACGGAAGGAGAUCUACGAUAACAAGCGUGCUUUUAACGACAAAGUAUUGAAACUUCGAGAACAGAAAGUUUGGCUAGUUUCAAAAAUACAAGACAUUGGAAAGCGUUUGGGAGAAAUUCGUGUUGAAAUUCCGCACAAGCUAGCUAAGCAACCACCGGUUAUACCACACAUUGAUGACGAUUUAGAAUUUCCCGAGAGAAAUCUAGAGAUAAAACCAGAAAUAGUAGUCGCACUGGGUCCAAGGCGACAAACGAUAAGGAAAACAGAGGAACGCAGAAAGUCCACGUUGUAUCCGCAGCAGCGUGUUCGGCAGACAAGAGUUCCGUUAUUUGUACCGAUCACUGAAUCUCGACCUUUAACUGCUUCUUGGGAUAUAUUGAAAUCAAAGCAAGAUCAAGUAUCUUCAGCUAUUGAAAUAGAAAUACGUGAACGACGUAUUGAAAGGCACCUCUACGAGCAAGAUAUGCUACAAGUAGAUGCUGAGAUGUUGGUUCAAAAAUUCGACUCCCGACUCCAACAACUUCAACGAGAACGUAUUCGAGUACAGGAAAAAAAUCAAUUACUAGAGUUGCACUUGUAUCAACUACAUCGAGAAAUGUCAGUUUUGAAUCGUUUUGAAGCACAUGAAGAUCGUCUAGCUGAAAGAGUUUAUGUAAAAUUAAUGCAGGUUCGCGGUGUAAAUGACCAGAUUAUGGACUGCAAACAACGCAUCGAAGAACACAAAGCAGAAAAGGAAAGACUUGAUCUGGCAUGCCAAGACCUGCAAAGGCAAUUUAAAAAACUCGUGCAGGAUAAUAAGUUCGCUGAUUUCCUCCGUAGAAUAUUCAAGAAGAAGUAUCGUCCUCCUCGUGAUCACGAUGAUGACGAAUCAUCGGAAUCUGAAUCAAGCUCAUCAUCCAGCGAAGAAGAUGAGGCCAGCUUGGACAGUCGCGACAUUGGUCCUAUUCGUCUCGACCCAAAUAUAUGUCCUGAAGGAUGUGAUGUUGAUAUCUACAACAAGACUUAUGAACUUCGAAAUAGUCGACACAAGCAUGAACAAGAAAUGAUAGAACAAGAUCGAUUAGUUGAACUUUUAAGGAAAGAUAUUGAAGCACAUAACAAGGUAAAAAGGAAGUUCUCAGUGCAACUGGAGAAACGAAAGCAAGAUUUAAGAGAAUUUAUGAUGGAGAAACAAAGUUGUAUGAACGAGGUAGACCAAGUUGUGAUACUACGUUACGACCAAAUACGAGCAUCAGCUUUGCAAGGUUGUACUGGGCCAGGUGGACUCUCCAAAACCGUUGUCUUUCCCGAAAAGAUGCUGAGUAAACUGCGGAAAAGGGUAUUAGAAUUGCAGGAUGAAAUAAAACAGCAAAAGCUACGACAGAAGGUAAACCGCACACAUCUUUUCCGAAUGAACGUAGACAUUCGCGCGAUGGAGGACCGCGCAGCAGAACUCAGCGCUCAGAUGCGCGACGUGUUGACGCGCAAGCUAGGAAAACCGCGCCGUGUCGACCGCACACUUGAUGAACUUUUAAGGCAACUCGCAAAACGCCACAAAUUCACAGCCACCCUUGCUUCUGUGCCGCAUCUACUUUCACAAAUCACAACAUGGAGGGAACGUUACAGUCAGCUGGAACAAAAGUAUCUCACAGUUAUUAAUCAUUAUUCUGAUCGUCUUCGACUUGCUGCUGCCCUACAAGCUGAUAUUUAUCCGCAAAAGCCACCAAAAGACCCAUCGAAAAUGGCGGGAGGUUAUGAACCGGAACAUUAUCAACGUGAUGUGGUGCGCCUGCGCAUCAUACGUUUGCAACAGCUGCAACAAAUUAAGGCACUUGAGGAAGAAAUUCAAGGUUUGCGCCUCAAACCACUUGCGCAAAUUGCCUCCCCCCCAGUGUGGUCACCGCCCGAAUCAGAUCGCUCUCAAGUUUACCUCCACAUGGUUCGACCAUCUUCAAGAGCUACACGCCACAAAUAUUUUCCUAUAACACCCUUGGGAUCACAUGUGAAGUUAGUGUACGAAGUUAACUUAAUGAAGCUCCUAUAUGAUUGCCUGGACAUGAUGAGAGUCUCACGGGACGAAGCAGAUGUUCUACUGCAAGAACUUACUAAUGAAUUACCAAAAAUUAUCUCUGGUGACAAAACUCGUUUUGAAGUCGUAGAUUCAUUGGUGCGAAAAUGGCUGCUUAAAUAUGGUGGCGAUCCAAGCCUUUACAAGAAACAAACACGUGCUUUUGAUGCUCUCGCCACUUUGGCUGAUCGGCUCAUCAAACAACAUGUUCAAGAACUUGAAGGUAUAGAUUCUAAAGAACACGAAGUUAUGCAGUCGCUAGAAGCAGCUUUAAAGGAUGCAGCUGGUGCACAGCCCCUUCGUGAACGACUCGGCCCUGCGCUGGCUACUCUAUUGCAUACCACGCAAUCGGCUGAAUUAGAAGGUGAAGAAACUGUAACGAUGACGAUGACUACUUUAGUGCAAUCACUCAUCGACGAGGAGUAUCCUCUUACCGCAGAAUCUAUUGAUGCAAUUGAGGUUUUCGAUGUCGUUGAAGACCUCAAAGAUUGUGGAGUAAAUGCGCCGGCAGAAGAAUUAGAUAAUGUAGUGAAACUAGCGAUAGACUGUCUACGUGCACAACUGAUCUGUCCUGAAGAAAAACAACGACUGGAUAUAGACGUUCAAGAGGCUCUGCAAGUGACAUCGCUAGCUGCAAGCAGGGACACAUCAAAAUCCGAUAUAGGAGACAAAAGUAACAAACGAUAACAAAAAUAAAUCACUGCUAACUCGCCCUAUGUACUGGGAAAGCAUAAAGUGACAACCAAGAAACUUCGAGUUCUUUUCUUUCGUACGUAUCUUUUCAAAACUUGAAGUUAAAAUGAAAUGCAAUUUUAAACAUCCUCUGUUUAUUACAUCACUAGACUUUUAAAACGCAGGCUCACGAGAAAAUGGAGACAGUGAAAUAACUAUAAAUUUUUAUUUAGUUCUGUGAGUCUGACUCACACUUGUCGGUUUUUUAUAUGAAUACCCGCAUAGUAGAAGUGCGCUGGAUUUAUAUGGACCUAUAAAAUGAGAGAGGAUGCUGACGAAAAAAUGGUCAGGGAAUCAUUGUAAUCAAGUGUUGAUGUGGGAGAGAGACUCAAAGAUUGGGUACACAAGCGGACAAAGAAAGGCCUCGCUUACAAAAUACUUGUCAGUAAAUUUAGUACCAUAAAAUACCAAUGGUUUCAAUUUGAAAUAUACAUUUGCCAUGUAACUUUUUAGUAUGUACCUACCUAAUAAAUAUAUUUUA
Messenger RNA from Pararge aegeria (speckled wood butterfly), 6725 nucleotides. Its product is annotated as cilia- and flagella-associated protein 44. Lineage: Eukaryota; Metazoa; Arthropoda; Insecta; Lepidoptera; Nymphalidae. Gene Ontology annotation, molecular function: protein binding. The record is from RefSeq and is a predicted model, not a curated record. Bases 74 to 6199 code for a protein of 2041 amino acids. The transcript has 42 exons.